This is a messenger RNA of Xenopus tropicalis (tropical clawed frog), 1900 nucleotides long. RefSeq names its product ubiquitin like domain containing CTD phosphatase 1 (gene ublcp1). The record is from RefSeq and is marked provisional. NCBI's taxonomy places the organism in Eukaryota, Metazoa, Chordata, Amphibia, Anura, Pipidae. Gene Ontology annotation, biological process: regulation of proteasome assembly. Gene Ontology annotation, cellular component: nucleus. Gene Ontology annotation, molecular function: protein serine/threonine phosphatase activity; phosphoprotein phosphatase activity.
UUGUGUGAUCCGUCCCGCCUGGCCCUGCUGCACUGGCAGCACACGCCGACACCAUGACCCUUUCCCUGAUUAUAAAGUGGGGCGGUCAGGAGUUCCCUCUGUCCGCUCUGUCAGAGGAAGACACGGUGUUGGACCUCAAGCAUUCCCUGAAGAGCCUUACCGGGGUCCUGCCUGAGCGAAUGAAGCUGCUGGGCCUCAAGUAUAAGGGUAAACCAGCAGAAAAUGAUGUAAAACUGGGUGUACUUAAGCUUAAACCAAAUACCAAGAUCAUGAUGAUGGGGACACGGGAGGAAAGUUUGGAAGAAAUGAUGGCACCCCCUCCAGAAAAUGAUGAGGUUGUGAAUGAUUUUGAUAUUGAAGAGGAAGUUGUGGAGGUGGAAAACAGAGAAGAGAAUUUAGCCAAAAUUUCUCGCCGUGUAAAAGACUACAAAAUAGAAAUUCUGAAUCCUCCGAGGGAAGGGAAGAAACUGUUGGUUUUGGAUGUCGAUUACACGCUAUUUGAUCACAGGUCAUGCGCGGAAACAGGGCAGGAGCUCAUGAGGCCUUACCUACAUGAAUUUCUUACCUCUGCUUAUGAAGACUAUGACAUUGUAAUAUGGUCUGCAACAAGUAUGAAGUGGAUAGAAGCCAAAAUGAAAGAGCUGGGUGUCAGUACAAACUCCAAUUACAAGAUAACGUUCAUGUUGGACAGCGCAGCCAUGAUUACUGUGCACACACCUAGGAGAGGCCUUGUUGAUGUGAAACCUCUUGGUGUAAUCUGGGGAAAAUAUGGAGAAUUCUAUAAUAAAAAUAAUACUAUAAUGUUUGAUGACAUUGGACGGAAUUUCUUAAUGAACCCUCAAAAUGGGCUUAAGAUCCGACCCUUCAUGAAAGCACAUCUAAACCGGGACAAAGACAAAGAGCUCUUGAAACUGUCUCAGUACCUUAAGGAAAUUGCUCAAUUAGAUGACUUGUCAGAGCUGAACCAUAAACACUGGGAAAGGUAUCUUGUGAAAAAGCAAGGUCAAUAACAAAGAUCCUCAAUAUAAGAACAAGCUUUAAAUUUUUUGUAAUUUCCAUUGUAUUUCGGCCCGCGUGGAAGCUGAGGAGACGCACUGCCCACACACUUCACUCUGGCUCAAGAGCGCUUUUCCUUGUGGAGUAAAAAUACCUAAUUACUAGAUUUUGCAAGUAUCCCAAAAUGCUGGGUUUUCUUUCAUCAUCUGUAUUUAUAACAGUAUUUACUGGUUCCAGAAUUCCCACUUAGCAGAGACCCGAGGCUCAAAGCUCUCUCUGCCUGGGGCCAAACCACUAUUUCAUUUUUCUGAUUUGUAAUUUUUUUUUUUUUUUAAAAAAAAGGAGAAUGAAACACUUAGUAAUAUCUGCCCCCACUUUCCCCCACUGAAGCGCACCGCUUAUAACCCCCUAAACUGUUUCCCCUACAUUGUACUGUAGCUCAGAUGUGGACCUGCCUUCAACUGAGCUCAGUGUCUGUGAUCUCUGAGAAGAGGACCUGAAGCCAUUCAAGAUCAAGUCACCUAACAACCCGCAGUGCUAAUGUGCUUAAUGUGAAUGAGUUAGCGGAAAUGGCUAAACUCAGGAAGUCUUAAGUAGUGUGGUUCAGGAGUGGGAGCGGGACCCAGUCAUUACUAAGGGUUUAUAUUCUCCUUUAAUAUAUAUAUAUGAAAGGUCAGUUAAUGUCAUUUUGUGUCCUGCCUUCUUUUGUUAUUGAGAAGUUGAACUGUUUUGUUCCCUUAAUUUUCAAUUUGCUUUGUCAAUUAUUACAUGCAUACUUUUUUUUUUUUUUUAUAAAGGGGGGACAAACUGUUUCUAAAUAAUUAGCCUUUAUUGUAAUCUGCCAGGAAUAAAACGAUCAAUGAAUUCACAGCCUUACAUGGUUCACUUGUGAAUCGGAAAACUA